CUUGAUUUCAGCUGUCACUGUCAACGUCAACUUCAAAACAUACUUGUGCUUGCUUCCGACGAACCAACCAAACCAAAGCAAAGGAGAAAAGGGAAUGUAAAUAAUAUACAUAGCUUGGAUUCUUGAACGCAUCAAAGGUCGUGUUGUUGUAUUUUUUCUUUUCCUACCCUUGUGCUAAUUUUUGGAAACGGUUGAAUUACAAAGUGUUCCUCACGAAAACAAUGAAAUAAUCAACAAAAACAAGACUGGCUAAGUUGUUGUGAAUAAAUUCGUCAUAAAAAGUGUUUUCAAAUUUAUGGAAGUGAUAAUGUUACUGUAAACUAGAUUGCAAGGAAUCUUUUUUGUGCUGAGCACAUCGUAUGUUUUCAUUGGAGUGUGGUGAGAUCUUCCACGAUGGCUGGCGGCUGCGCGUGGUCCCGCCGCCUCUCCAACCGCAUGCGCACGCUGCGCGGGCUAGUGCGGGACACGCAGCGCGCUCUGCACGACGUUUGCGAUAUACUGCACUUCGACCCUGAGAUUUCGAUAGCGGUACAGGAGAUCAGCAACCUCGCUUCUCGGACCACGGUCCUGGUGCUGCUAGGAACCAGUAUUGAGGCAAGAACUCGUCUAUUGCACUGCCUCUUGGGAAGACCAUUGUUACCUGAUAGACUACCACGCGGGUGCAGAUGGCUUCGCGUGCAGCACGGAACCAGUACACAAGUGCACCUGACCCUUGGGAACUCCGAGUUCGAGCUGGUUGAAGAGUUGGAGUGCAAUAGGAGACCCUGGGACACGCUGCCUGUAGAAGAUCUGAUUCGCCAAGACCAGACCGACCUCGCGACAAUGCUAGAAGUGGAAAUCAACAAUCCAUUCCUUAAAGACGGUCUUCACAUCUUGAUACCACCAGACAUAGAAUACGACCCUGGAACUGUCGACUUGAAGACCUUGAAGCAAAUACAUUCAGAGUUGUACUCAAAAAGGGAAUUAAUACUCAAGGGUUUCAACCCAGUAUACUUGUUUGCGAUAGACAAGAUAGGAAAGAAUGUAUUCAGUGAUAACUGUGGUGUUUCCAAUGAAAUAGUCAGUUCAAGGAGUGAAGAAGACUUUUGGAGUACAUUCAACUUGUAUUACAUGACUAGGUGUGCUAAUGAAAAUGGUGGAAGUGUUGAUAUAAGUGAUAGGAGUGAUAGUGAUAUUGUAGCUGAUAGGGAUCCUGGGAAGGAGAGUAAGAGAGAGCCAGCCGUUUUCAGUUCGGAGAACUGCCUAGACCUACAUCAACUAAAGGAGUUGAACCCUCACGCGCAGUUGCUCUUUGUUCUCUUCUCCGAUAGUGUGGAUAGUGCAGAAGGAAACAGAAGAGAACGGGUAAGGGUCAGCGUAGAAGCUACGGAGUCCACAGAAGAUACCGUUUAUUAUGCCGAAGAACUACCAGAGUCUGACCAGGGGUUCAUACAAAACGUUCUCAAUGAAACGGAAGAAUCACCACAACCGAAAACUAUCUCGACUGAUAACAGAAGACUGAGCGAAGAACAAAUAGCAUUUAUGAAUGAAUUAUUGGACCAGUGGGACCUCAUGUCCACUUCGCCGCCAAAACAUUACACAAAAAGUCAAUUCCUCAUUAUAGACGACAUAGAAAUACUAAAAAACACAGAAAGCACAUUAGCUCUGUACAUAUCUAACGCAAUUCAGAAUGCGAACGACAGUAGGUGCAAGCGAGACGGCGAUACUGAUAGAGUACUGAAGAGCAGGACGGCGCUACUGAGCUCCGUUGUGAAGUUCGCUACGGGCUGCCUUCAGAGCUAUCUGUUGGAUUACUGCAUUAGAUUGAGUGAAGUUCAUAUAAAGUUGCUUCAGCACUUCAUACUGGCGUCGUUCGAUAUGGCGCGCGAGCUGCAGGUGGUGCCCAAGAAGAUACAGUACGUGGCCAGGCAGGAGCAACAUCUGUUUGAGACCAUAAACGAAAAGUUCUCCGAGGGCGAUAAAAAACAGGAAUUACUACAGAUAAUGCAAGAAGUACUACAAGAGAUGAGAUCCGAAAUCAACUGUAUGGAUUGGAGUGUUGAUGACCUGCCUUGCCACCAAGAGCACAAGCUGGUGAUAUCCAACUCCGUGUUCUACUCGUCGCAGCCGUCCCCGUCGCCGUCGCCGGUCCGGCUGGCGUCGUCCGGUCCGGGCGGUCCGGCGUCCGGUCCGUCCGGUCCGGCGUCGGGCGCGGCGUCGGACGGCGAGGAGGCGGUGUCCUACGACAGCUAUAACUUCGACGAUUACGACAUCAUACAUGCCGAUGAGAGCUUGAGCGUCACCGAGUCUUGUAGGAAUCGAAUUAAAGAAGACGACAGCAUCAUUAUCUCCCCGGUGGAAUCCAUCCGCGUGGAGAACGAAGGCGAGAUGUCCAGCGUGUGGUCACGAUCAGGAUGGGUGACCGCGUGCCACGGUACUUCUGUAUCCUUCAAGCAGGCCUCGUUAGAUGUACAGCAGACUGUUCUGUCGAAGCUGAGUCGCAAAAUAAGUCUGAAGCUCAUCAAAUUCGUCGAUUGCCUCAAGGACACUUACUUUGGAACGUUGCAGAGAUGUCUGGAGACCCUCGAGUCGUCGUGUCGUCAGGAACUAGGCGGUCGUCCCGCGAGCGAGGCGAUGCGCCAGCUGCUAUCCGUCGCUAGACAAGUGGACUUGCAACCUUGCGCUUCCUUCUCGCUUCUACGAUCAUUACUCGAUUCUCUAAGAAGACUGCUUUAUAGACUCCGCAUUGGCGGCGGUGACGGGCAAUCAGCGUGUUGUGGAUUAAGCCCCGCGUGGCGCCGACACGUGGCGCUGCAUACUGCCAACACACUCAGCCCCCAGCGACUCGCCAAGCUCAUCUCCAUGCAGAUAUUAGAAAGACUGAGUAUGGCGCACGAGAGAUACCAAUCAGCUCUGACUUCCUUGGAGACCGUGCUGGCGAACCGGCUACAUCACACCGAAGAUAUCAAAUUAGCUAUAAGGAAAAAAUACGCUCCGUCGUUCGCCCGCUUGUGUUUAGAAAGCACUUCAAUAUGCGACCUGCUCAUGUAUGGACCGCCGGAGUUGGGACGAGAAAUAGGUCGCGGUCAAUACGGCGUGGUAUACUCGGUGCGGGGCGGGUGGGCGGGCCGCAGCCCCGCGGCGGUGAAGUCGGUGCUGCCGGCCGACGAGCGGCACUACCACGAGCUGGCCAUGGAGUUCUUCUAUACCAGGAGUAUACCUCCGCACCCCCGCAUAGUCCGCCUCUACGGGUCCGUGGUCCAGCGACACGGGGCGGGAGGGGCGGGAGGGGCGGGGCCGGGGGUGUUGCUAGUAUCCGAGAGGAAAGUGAGGGAUCUGCACGCCGCUGUGAGGGCUGGGCUAGGGUUCGCUGCCCGGAUGAGGAUCAGCUGCGAUAUUGUUGAGGGCAUUCGUUAUCUGCACUCAUUCGGCCUCGUCCAUCGCGAUAUAAAGAUGAAAAAUGUCUUACUAGACGAGAAUGAUCGGGCCUCUCUUUCUGACCUCGGAUUCUGCGCAGCCGAAGCCCUAAUGUCAGGGUCCGUAGUUGGAACCCCUGUACAUAUGGCACCCGAGCUAUUGGCUGGGGAAUAUGAUGCUUCUGUGGAUGUCUACGCUUUCGGUAUAUUGUUCUGGUACGUCUGUGCGGGUAACAUCAAACUACCCUCAGCUUUCGAGAUUUUCCAAAACAAGGAACAGCUAUGGAGCAAAGUUAAAAGGGGACUUAGGCCGGAACGCCUUCCGCACUUUUCAGACGAAUGUUGGGAAGUCAUGGAAUCCUGUUGGGCUUCGGAACCUUCGCAAAGAGCCCACUUAGGGGACAUCCAGCCCAAACUAGAGAAGAUUCUAGAAAAGGCCUUAAGAAACGACUACCCUAAUAAUGAACCUUGCGUCGAUAACAAUACAGGCUAUGAAGUAUCUGACGAUGAGAGUUUGGACAUGACUGGCAUUGAAAGGAACGGUGUUUGAUUCUUUUUGUGUUAGAAAUAAGGUUCACAAUUGCAUAUGUAUAUGAUAAAAGACUCCGCUAUGUAUUUGAGUUGUUUGUCGAUGACAAUUUUGUAAUUGCGUAUAUAAUAAUAAUGGACUUCGUGCCAAUUAAGAAGAGUUGUGUUUGAGUCUUAUAACUUGGAGAUAAGGUUCAUAAUUGCAUAUAGAA
This is a messenger RNA of Chilo suppressalis (striped riceborer), 4135 nucleotides long. Lineage: Eukaryota; Metazoa; Arthropoda; Insecta; Lepidoptera; Crambidae. The record is from the annotation of a GenBank genome assembly.